UCUUUCUCUCACUUGCAGCCAAGAGCCAGCCAGAAUAUCCAACUUCACCUGGAUUCACUUUCCUCCCUACCAACUGCCUAUUUCAACCCACCUCGCUCUUCCCUCUUUCUCUUCUUCCACCUCCCCCACACAACCAUCUUCCCAGCUGCAACUUUUCCUCUCCCUUCUCCACGUUCCCCUACGUGUCCCGCAAUGCCUCCCAAGAAAAACGACGCCGCCGCUGGCGCUGAGCAGGGAAUCGCGGGAUUCGAUGCAAAGGAGACUAAGCUACUGGCUGCCGCCUUUGUCUCGUCUAUCGGCCUGGAUAAGUACGACUACGACCUUUUCUCUACGUUGACCGGCAACACAGCGGGAAGUCUCAAGAAGAUGUACCCUCCCAUCAAGCGCAAAGUCGCGGAAGCCCAUCCCUCCUUCGCCACUUUCAUCGGCACUCCAGCUGCAGGUGAGAACGGCAAAGCAGCUGCUCCCAAGGCUGCCACCUCCAAGGCCGCAGCAUCCAAGGGCCAAGCCAAGAAGCGUAAAGCGACUGCAGAUGUAGACGACGACGAUGCCGACGCUGCAGAUGGCUCGGACCAGUCCGAAGGCAAGCCUGAGAAGAAGGCCCCCGCCAAAGGCCGUGGCAAGAAAACCAAGCUUGAGGCCGAAGACGACAACGAAGAUGCUUCUCCAGCCGCCGAACUUCCCAAGAAGCCUGCUGCUACCAAGGGACGCCCCAAGAAGACGAAGAAGGCCUCCACUCCCGAUGCCGACGCUGACGAUGUUCCCGCGCAGCCCAAGAAGCCUAGGGGCCGCCCCAAGAAGGUGAAGACUGACGACGCCGACGCAGCCAAUGGAGACGAUGCCCCCGCCAAGAAGCCCGCUCCAAAGGGCCGCCGUGCUAAGGUGCCUGAGCCUGAGCCCGAGGCUUCCGCUUCCACGGAUGAAGGCACCAACGACGCCGACACCGAGGGAAAUGAGCCAUCUCCCGAUGCCGAGACGACCCCAGCUGAGCAGGACGACGAGUCUGCCUAG
Molecule: messenger RNA, 1011 nt
Organism: Periconia digitata
Lineage: Eukaryota; Fungi; Ascomycota; Dothideomycetes; Pleosporales; Periconiaceae
Source: the annotation of a GenBank genome assembly